GCCCACCAGAAAGCCCCGCCCCUUCGGUCCUGCCAGGUCUAGGCAAAGACAACGCAUUGCGCAAAACCCAGAGACUGGAGCGGGAAAUAACCACCGAAAUUCAGAACACCCGAACGGCACCGUUUCUGUGCCUGCUGCCAGUCAUUUUCUGCGUGCGCAGCGUCCGUCUUUACAGCUGUAUUUCCCCACGGGACACACGAGCCUACAGUUUCCAGGGCUGCGCGUCUUAACUGCUCUGUGGUUGCGCUGUGUACAUUUGAACCUACUCGCUUUGGGUGAAGAAACCAAGCCUGCGCGCCGGAUCAAAAACCCACUAAGCGGCUCCGAACCCUAAAACGUCGGGUCGUCCCGCGAUCCCUGCCUGGAUUCCGAUGUGCCUGGGAGUACCGGGACCCGGCCUGCUGGCCCAGGGGGCUGUCCUGGACCUCACUCUCCUCUACAUGCUCCUGAGCUUCCCGGAGGACACCCGAGCCCGCUCGCACUCCCUGCGGUAUACCUACUCGGCUGUGUCUGAGCCAGGUCCCCGAGUCCCUGCGUUUUCUGGCUUUGGCUUGGUGGACGAUCAGCCCUUCAUCCGCUAUGACAGUGAGGAGAUGACAGCAAAGCCUUGUGUUCCCUGGUUGCUGGAGGGACCAAGAUACUUUGAUGACGAAACCAAGAUCUUCACAAGUCGGAUGAAGAUUUUCCACCUAAACCUGAGAAACGUGCAGCAAUACUACAACCAAAGCGUGGGGCCAGGCCUGGACAGAGGACGCCCACAGAAGCCGGCAGGGCACAGAGCAGGCCCCCACACCCUGCAGUUCACCUACGGCUGCGAGCUCCAGGACGACGGCAGCACCACGGGGUACUGGCAGUACGGCUACGACGGCGAGGACUACCUGAGCUUGGACAUGGACACGCUGCAGUACACGGCAGCCUCGUUCCCUGCCCGCUACACCAAGCAGAAGUGGGAGGCCAACGGGAACUCGGUGGAGAGAGACAAGGCCUACCUGGAGAAGGAGUGCGCCCUGUGGCUGCGGAGAUACUUGGAGUUUGGAGGCCGGAACUUGACCCGCACUGGUAACCACCUCCUCAGCCCUCCUGCUCGGUGGUCCCCAACCCCCAGCGUGGCCAGUUCUCUCCCGGACAGGAAGGGGGCUCCCCCAGAGCUAGCCCACUGUAGGGGUGUCAGCUACCUGGCGUGGGAGGCCGAGGCCAAUAUACGAGGACGCUUCCCCUCAAGCAAGAGCCGUGGACUUGAGAGCCUCCCCUCUCGGUCUGUCUGCCCUCCACUCCUCCUCAGCCCCCUGGGGAGCACUACCCUAGGAGACCCCUGGGCUAUUCCCAGGCCAGGACCUGCAGCCCUUUCCCCCAGAGCCUGCACCGUGAGUGCCCAGGCAGUUAUCCAGACAAUGGACUGCGGGCUGACGGGAGAACUGGGCGCUUCUGGGGCUCCUGCCCGAGGGGAAGGCGGAGCUGAGCCCCAGGCCCUUCCCUUGGGUCUCAGUUUAGCACGGGGCUGGGCUCCCUCCACCCCUGCUGAAGGACAUCCCUGCCCUGCCCUGCCCUGGCUGGCAGCGACACCAUGGCGAGUUACAGUGUCCUGGUCAUUAGGUAGGUGCCACUCAGCAAGCCUGGACCUGGCCCUCCCUGGAAAGCAGGAGCCCUUCCUGAGACCUCAGCAGGGACAGGACUGA
This is a messenger RNA of Tupaia belangeri chinensis (Chinese tree shrew), 1676 nucleotides long. RefSeq names its product major histocompatibility complex class I-related gene protein-like. Bases 372 to 1676 code for a protein of 434 amino acids. Gene Ontology annotation, cellular component: external side of plasma membrane. Gene Ontology annotation, biological process: positive regulation of T cell mediated cytotoxicity; antigen processing and presentation of endogenous peptide antigen via MHC class I via ER pathway, TAP-independent; immune response. Gene Ontology annotation, molecular function: peptide antigen binding; signaling receptor binding. The transcript has 5 exons. Lineage: Eukaryota; Metazoa; Chordata; Mammalia; Scandentia; Tupaiidae. The record is from RefSeq and is a predicted model, not a curated record.